CCUCUCUCUCUCCCUCUCUGGAAAUUUGCGCAAUUAUUCUCCAUUGUUUGGCUGCAUGCAGAGAAACCCUCAGGGCUGGUCGCCUCAUCUCUUAUACUGCACCCAUCCCGACCACCACCUCCAUUUCUUGCUCCUACACCCACCUCUUCCCCUAAACCUUCAGGGGACAACCUCCUGAAACAAGUGGUGCAGGUGGUGAGUAGCAGCUUAGCACAGAGAAAUGGAGGUCACCAAUGUCACGGAGUACCAGGCCAUCGCGAAGCAGAAGCUUCCCAAGAUGAUCUACGACUACUACGCGUCCGGCGCUGAGGAUGAGUGGACGCUAAAGGAGAACAGGGAGGCCUUUUCCAGGAUCUUGUUCCGCCCUCGGAUACUGAUCGAUGUAUCCAAAAUCGACAUGACAACAACUAUCCUGGGUUUCAAGCUCUCAAUGCCCAUCAUGAUUUCCCCCACUGCCAUGCAGAAGAUGGCGCACCCAGAUGGAGAGUAUGCAACUGCCCGCGCGGCAUCAAAAGCAGGCACUGUAAUGACAUUGUCAUCCUGGGCUACUUCAAGCGUUGAGGAGGUUGCCUCAACUGGACCAGGGAUCCGUUUCUUCCAACUCUAUGUCUACAAAGACAGGAAGGUGGUUGAGCAGCUUGUGAGGAGAGCUGAAAAGGCUGGAUUCAAGGCUAUAGCGCUCACCGUGGAUACCCCGCGACUUGGCCGCAGGGAAGCUGAUAUCAAGAAUAGAUUUGUUUUGCCACCAAAUUUGACACUCAAGAACUUUGAAGGUUUGGACCUGGGAAAAAUGGACCAGGCCAACGAUUCAGGACUGGCUUCAUAUGUCGCCGGGCAAAUUGACCGCACCCUGAGCUGGAAGGAUGUGAAGUGGCUGCAGAGCAUCACGACGAUGCCGAUCCUGGUGAAGGGAGUGAUCACGGGAGAGGACAGCAGGCUUGCCGUCGAGAACGGCGCGGCCGGGAUCAUCGUGUCGAACCACGGUGCCAGGCAGCUGGACUACGUCCCGGCGACCAUCAGCGCCCUGGAGGAGGUCGUGAAGGGUGCUGCCGGGCAGAUCCCCGUCUUCCUUGACGGCGGCGUCCGCCGCGGCACCGACGUCUUCAAGGCGCUUGCUCUAGGCGCCGCUGGCGUUUUCAUCGGACGGCCAGUGGUGUUCUCGCUGGCGGCGGCGGGGGAGGCCGGAGUGAGCAACGUGCUGAAGAUGCUGCGCGACGAGUUUGAGCUCACCAUGGCGCUCGGCGGCUGCACCUCGCUCGCCGACAUCACCCGCAACCACGUCGUCACCGAGUCGGACAAGUUGGGCGUCAUGCCUUCGCGCUUGUAAGUUAUUAUCAGAUCAAAGCAAUCGCACACAAGCCCGUCGACGCGCGCCACCGCUUCCGUACGUGCGUGCUCGUCGCCGGCGGCCAUAUGUCGAAUCCAAGAAAGCGGAAGAUUUUAUAUCGGACUUAUGCACGGGGAACGAUGCAUGAUAUGACACUGUAAUUAAUUUCGGACCCGAUAUGUGUUUCCAACUUUCACCUGAGUGUGAUAUGGAUCGAUCGAUCAAGCAUAAUGAAUUACAUUACCAUGAA
This is a messenger RNA of Lolium rigidum, 1577 nucleotides long. Its product is annotated as glycolate oxidase 5. Gene Ontology annotation, cellular component: peroxisome. The coding region runs from base 221 to 1327 and encodes 368 amino acids. The record is from RefSeq and is a predicted model, not a curated record. The transcript has 10 exons. NCBI's taxonomy places the organism in Eukaryota, Viridiplantae, Streptophyta, Magnoliopsida, Poales, Poaceae. Gene Ontology annotation, molecular function: FMN binding; oxidoreductase activity.